GCUGUUGUCUUGUGUGCUUAUCUGGAGACGGGAGGCAUUGAUGUCAGGGAUCGAUCUGUGAUUGAGCUGGGAGCUGGAACUGGAUUGCUGGGAAUAGUGGCCACGUUAUUAGGUGCUCGUGUUACCAUCACAGACAGGGCGGCAGCACUGGAGUUCCUGGAGUCAAACGUACAGGCUAACUUACCUUCUGAACUACGUCCGAGAGCUGUGGUGAAGGAACUGACUUGGGGAAGAGACCUGGGUAACUUCCCUCCAGGAGCAUUUGACUUCAUCCUGGGUGCAGACAUCGUUUAUCUGGAAGAAACUUUUGCAGAACUGCUUCAGACGCUGGAGCACCUGUGCUCAGAGCAAACUGUGAUUCUUCUUUCCUGUCGUAUCCGCUAUGAGCGGGAUCACAAAUUCCUGAAGAUGCUGAGAGGCCGUUUCUCUGUAUAUGAGGUCCACUAUGAUUCCAGUAAGGAUGUUCAUAUCUACAAAGCUCAGAGGGGUAGUCGCAAGGAUGACUUUUGACUCUAUGCUUUGUUAGUAAACCACUGAUGCUGUUCAAUCCUCCCCUUGUUUCUACUCAAUACACUUGUUCGUAAGCAUAUA
Messenger RNA from Fulmarus glacialis (Northern fulmar), 591 nucleotides. RefSeq names its product methyltransferase like 21A (gene METTL21A). Gene Ontology annotation, molecular function: protein-lysine N-methyltransferase activity. The transcript has 2 exons. Lineage: Eukaryota; Metazoa; Chordata; Aves; Procellariiformes; Procellariidae. The annotation marks the transcript as partial. Gene Ontology annotation, cellular component: cytosol; cytoplasm. The record is from RefSeq and is a predicted model, not a curated record. Gene Ontology annotation, biological process: peptidyl-lysine methylation.